Molecule: messenger RNA, 2805 nt
Organism: Lolium perenne
Lineage: Eukaryota; Viridiplantae; Streptophyta; Magnoliopsida; Poales; Poaceae
Product: probable potassium transporter 2
Biological process (GO): potassium ion transmembrane transport
Cellular component (GO): membrane
Molecular function (GO): potassium ion transmembrane transporter activity
Source: RefSeq, a predicted model, not a curated record
ACGACAGUACAAUGAAUCAAUCGAUCGAUGAUCCGUAGCCUCUCUUCCUCGUGUCCUAUAACUUGACGGAAUCGCGCUGUACCGCCGGCCGGACACCUCGCGCCGCCGCCGCUUGACUCCGAUCGAUGGACGCCGAGGCCGGCCCCGCCGGCGCAGAGCAGCUCCCGUGGAGGCAACACUACAAGAAUCUGGUGCUGCUAGCAUACCAGAGCUUCGGUGUUGUGUAUGGGGACCUAAGCACAUCCCCCCUCUAUGUGUAUAAAAGUACAUUCUCAGGAAGGCUCGGACAGUACCAAGAUGAACAGACAGUAUUUGGUGUACUUUCCCUUAUAUUUUGGACCUUCACGCUUCUUCCUUUGCUCAAGUAUGUCAUUAUUGUAUUGAGCGCUGAUGACAAUGGCGAAGGUGGACCAUUUGCUCUGUAUUCUCUCCUCUGCAGGCAUGCAAAGCUUAGCUUGCUUCCAAAUCAACAAGCAGCAGAUGAGGAGCUAUCUACAUACUACAGAGAGGGGUUUUCUGCUCAGCAUGGGUCUUCACCUUGGCUAAGAAGGUUCCUAGAGAAGCACAAAAAAGUCAAAACUGGGCUUCUCCUUGUAGUUCUAUGUGGUGCUAGCAUGGUGAUUGGUGACGGUGUCCUCACUCCAGCAAUCUCAGUGCUAUCAUCUAUGUCUGGGUUGCAAGUUCGAGCUACUGGUUUACAGGAACGUUCGGUGGUGCUACUUUCAUGCAUUGUAUUGGUUGGUCUGUUCUCCUUGCAACACCGAGGUACUCAGAAGGUGGCAUUCAUGUUUGCACCAAUUGUUAUCAUCUGGCUCUUCUGCAUUGGUGGAAUUGGAUUGUACAAUAUAGUUCAUUGGAACCCACGGAUUUACCAAGCGCUCUCUCCAUAUUAUAUUAUUAAGUUCUUUAGGACGACCGGCACAGAUGGCUGGAUUGCUCUAGGAGGAAUACUACUUUCUAUGACAGGCAGUGAGGCUAUGUUUGCCGAUCUCGGUCAUUUUACAAGUGCAUCUGUCAGGCUAGCUUUUAUUACAAUCAUAUAUCCAUGUCUUACACUGCAAUAUAUGGGCCAAGCAGCGUUUCUAUCGAAGAACAUGUUCCACAUGCGCACAAGUUUUUAUGACUCCAUCCCAGGACCUAUAUUUUGGCCUGUAUUUGUGGUGGCUACUCUCGCUGCAGUUGUUGGAAGCCAGGCUGUAAUUUCAGCAACAUUCUCUAUUGUAAAGCAAUGCCAUGCUUUGGGUUGUUUCCCACGAGUGAAGAUUGUUCACACAUCUAGGUGGAUCUAUGGGCAGAUUUACAUUCCUGAAAUAAAUUGGAUCCUUAUGGUGCUAUGUGUAGGUGUCACAGUUGUGUUCGGUGAUACAACCCUUAUUGGAAAUGCAUAUGGUAUUGCUUGCAUGACUGUUAUGAUUGUUACUACAUUCUUGAUGGCAUUGAUCAUCAUCUUUGUUUGGCAAAAGAACAUACUAUUCGCCUUGUUGUUCCUAUUAUUCUUCGGGUCCAUUGAAGCUGUGUAUCUUUCCUCUUCGCUCAUGAAGGUUCAUCAGGGAGGAUGGGUGCCUCUUGUGCUUGGUUUCAUAUUCAUGUGUGUUAUGUUCAUUUGGCAUUAUGGAUCAAGGAAGAAGUACCUGUUUGAUCUUCAGAACAAAGUGUCAAUGAGAUCAAUCCUGUCUCUAGGUCCAAACCUUGGCAUCGUUCGUGUUCCGGGAAUUGGACUGAUCUACACAGAGCUGGUGACUGGUGUGCCCGCCAUCUUCACGCAUUUUGUCACCAAUCUCCCUGCCUUUCAUGAAGUCCUAGUAUUCCUUUGUGUCAAGUCAGUGCCGGUGCCAUACGUGCCACCAGAUGAGCGAUACCUCGUAGGCAGGAUUGGGCCUAGAGCGUACCGGAUGUACCGUUGCAUUGUCAGGUAUGGUUACAAAGAUAUGCAGAGAGAUGACGAGAACUUCGAGAACAUGCUAGUCAUGAGCAUCGCAAAGUUCAUCAUGAUGGAAGCCGAGGACGUCUCGUCUUCAGCAAGUUACGACAUCGCUAACGAGGGAAGAAUGGCCGUGAUAAGAACCACAGAAGAUGCCGGCACCCCACUGGGCAUGAGAGAUCUGAGCGGCCUAGCCGAUUCCAUCUCCACCACGAGGAGCAGCAAAUCUGAGAGCCUCCGGAGCCUGCAGUCGUCCUACGAGCAGGAGUCCCCGAGCGCAGGACGGAGGCGCCGCGUCCGCUUCGAGCUGCCAAAUGAGGACACCAUGGACCAGCAGGUGAAGGACGAGCUGCUGGCGCUCGUGGAGGCGAAGCAUGCGGGGGUCGCGUACAUCAUGGGCCAUUCUUACAUCAAAGCCAGGAGGAGCUCCAGUUAUGUGAAGAAGAUUGUGAUCGAUGUCGGCUACUCUUUCCUCCGGAAGAACUGCAGAGGCCCGUCAGUCUCGCUGCAUAUUCCACAUAUUAGCCUGAUAGAAGUCGGUAUGAUCUACUAUGUGUAGUAGGCCUAAUGUGAUCUUCUGUCUACAUGUGUGGAUCAAUCUGGUGGCAACAAAGCAUGUGCUACCUAUGAACCCACCCUAUGCUUUUUUGUCUGGAGUUCAUGCUGCAGUCUGUAGCAUGGAAUGCUGCAUCCAGACACCCAAGUGCUGAGAUGAGGGCGCUGUGCAUGUUAACAUCACUUCUCAGCCCCAAUAAACUGCCAGACUCGUAUAAUUAUUUAGUUUAUGUUUCUUUGUUUUGGAUUUUUUGCAUCCAUGAUAAGUGUAUUUACUUCCUGGGGAAAACGUUGAAAGGAAUCAGUUAUGUCAUUUUAAAUUUUGUUUC